CGGCAUUCUCAUAUAGAUAAACACUCACAUUCACGAACACUAUCAAGUGGAAAGGCCCAGGAGUCGAGGAUCGCAACAACCCGGGUCAAUGAAGUGGAACCAUGAAAUAAAACAAUGGUGGGCAAACUUGAACAUUCUUGGGAAUUAUAAAACUACGGAGUUCCGAAGAAUCGAAUGUACAGGAGGUAUUGGCAAUCGGCGCGAUAAUUGCUCAUUAAUCAUCCUUCCUGUUGUGCUGGCUCGGUUUAAUUUGUAUUUGACUAUAACUAACUUGGUGCACUUCAGGUAGCAUGCGGAGAUGGAUCGCAUACACGGAUAUUUGCAUGUCUUAUCGGGAUAAAACUUUCUCCGAGUAUAGUUCCAGCACUAACGAGAACAAGUAUAAAUUCAACGCGGUUGAAUUGAAAAGGCCUCGGAGACGAAUGCCCAUUGUUGCAGUGAGUAGCCCUUUUGCGCUACACUAUACGCAUUUCAUUAAACCGACAUGUAAUAGCUCUUUACUUUUUCAUAGCAACUUGCCGCACAUUGCACACAGUCUUUUGUCGAUAUCAAUCAUCACCAUGAAGCUCUUUCGAAUCGUUUACAUCACAUUCCUUACUGCUUCCAGUGCCGCUGCCAGUCCCACUAGGGUGAUGACAGCAUUGCCUCCUCAAAUAUCCUGCAUAGGCCCAUGCAUUUCCUCUAAAGAAUCUUUGAACUGCCCAUCAGGGACAUCGCCUGCCUGGAUGGUUACGUGCUGGCGGUGCUGUGGCCCAAGUGGUUGAAUCUCUCCGUCAUUUUUGCUCUCAAUACAUGUAACAUGUAUAUCAUGUACCGUUUUCCAAAAAUUAACACAAACAAGAUUCCUCAGUGAAGCACAAACAGAGA
Molecule: messenger RNA, 867 nt
Organism: Suillus discolor
Lineage: Eukaryota; Fungi; Basidiomycota; Agaricomycetes; Boletales; Suillaceae
Exons: 2
Coding region: 291-764 (157 amino acids)
Source: RefSeq, a predicted model, not a curated record